AAAAAAAAGAGAACAAAAAAGUAGACUAAUAAGCAGCUUAAUACCAAGGAAAGAAAACAAGAAAGCACAUCGGAAAAGAAUAGAUGGAAAAGAGGCGGAGGACCGGGAGGGCAAAGUGGUAGAACCGACGGCGAUUGGCAAUAAAAGAAAUGGAGAUGUAGUUCAUGGCUUCUGUGGACUACAAAGCAGAAGACUUUGCUUCCUUGUAGAAAUAAAAAACAGCUCCCAAAGCCCAUAAUCUGUUUAACCUUUCUUUCAUGUUCGUCUAAGCAUUCAUAUUUUCGCAGUUUUAAACUUUAUUGUGUUGUAUACAAUGAAAUAUGCCAUCACCAGGAGGUUAUCUUGUGUAGAUGGAAAGUAAGCGGAUGAAGGAAGAUAUUGUCCAUGCUGCAUUGACCUGUGAUGACAUCCUACAGGAAAUCCUUCUUCGGUUACCUGAGAAAUCUGUUUUCCAACUCAUACUUGUAUCAAAAAGGUGGCUUCGUUUAAUUUGUAGCUCUUCUUUCCAAUAUGGUUACCAUACUCGAUGGAAGUCAAAUCUUCACUUUGUGGGUUUCUUUGUUUGCAAUCUUUUGUAUCUUGGAAGACGUAAAAAUGGCAUACAUCGCCCUCGAUCAGAACCUGCACUUCGGUUGUUGCCAACUUGUGGAGAAGGUGAUGAUUUAAAGUUUUCUGGAGCCCUCAAACAGCUUGGUUAUUUCAUUGACUCAUCCAAUGGCCUUCUUCUUUGUGGUUACCACCCGAUGAUAUAUCGUGUUUGGAACCCAUUGACCAAGCAAACAGACCAACUUCCUCAGCCUCAGCGGUACUAUAAAAAUUUGUGUGUGGCAUUUUUCACAGAGAACUGCUCUGAUGGGGCCCUUCACUAUAAGUUUAUUCGUGCAAGAUGUGAAUGUAGAAUUGUCGAAGUUAAAACGGUAUCCAUUGAGAUGUACUCAUCAGUGACGGGCACGUGGAAACAUUUUACCCUAACUUGCUCUUCACCUUUUGGCUUGUCUCCUUGGACAGCAGCUACUGUGAUUAAUGGUGUCAUUCACUGGUUUGCAACACAGGGAAAUAUAGCCAUUUAUGAUCCACGUUUCGGAGAUAGGCGUAUAGUUUUGGUUAAACUACCAACUGGUAAGCUGUCUUAUGAUUAUGAUGAAACUGUUCUGGGAGAGUCUUCUGAUGGACUUUUACAGUAUGGUCAGAGUAGUAACUUGGGUAUCGAGAUAUGGGUUCUUGAGAAGGAGGAAGGUUGUUUCUCAUCCAAUAACAUUAGCAAUAUGGAACUGAAGAACAGGUGGAAUUUGAGAUACAGGCUCCAUUUCAAAACAAUGUGGAAGCAUAAUCCAAACUUAGGCAAGCCUCCUAAAGAAUCUCAAAUAUUGUCAUUCCUUCCUCGGAAUUCUGAAUUUGUCUUCAUCAGAUCCGGAAGCAAUAUAUUUCUCUGCCACCUAAAAAACAAGAGUCUGGAGGCAGUUCAUUAUACCGGCCGUGGCAAUACCAUUAUGUGGGAUUUCAGCAAAGUAGCUCCCUACUUCAAACCUGUUUGGCCCCAUUCUUCUAUAUGUGACAAUGUAUAGAGUAUGGUUUGGUUCUUUGAUUCAUACAAUUCCAUUCCAUGACUAUGAGUUUGCUUUAGCUGGUUUUUAAUAUCAUUAAAAUAUGACACUGUAGGCAUUGGGAUGUAGCUUCUAUUUUGCUGUAGUAUGUUGAAGUCGGUGAGUAGUAUAUAUGUGCAUACAAAUCUCCUCCUUCCUGUUU
Messenger RNA from Ziziphus jujuba (common jujube), 1746 nucleotides. Its product is annotated as F-box protein At5g03970. Gene Ontology annotation, molecular function: protein binding. The transcript is spliced from 2 exons. Bases 351 to 1565 code for a protein of 404 amino acids. The record is from RefSeq and is a predicted model, not a curated record. Lineage: Eukaryota; Viridiplantae; Streptophyta; Magnoliopsida; Rosales; Rhamnaceae.